AUGCUUUCGCGCGGUCUCGUCUCGACGUCUCGAGCGUCUGUCGCCCGCGCGCGCGCGCCUGCGAGACAACAGCGCGCGACGACGUCGCGCCGCGCGUCGAUCGUCCGUCGAACCGCCGCGCGCGCGACGAACGACGACGAUAAAGCGUCGUCUUCUCAAGAUGUCCCGGACGACGAACCGACGCCCGCGGUCGGCGACACGGACGUCAACAGCGCGCUAGGCGACGUCAUCAGCUCGCCGUUGUUUUACGUCACGUUCGGCGUCGCCGGCGGCGUCGGACUGGUGCGCGCGCUCGGGGAGAACGCGAGCUUUCUGCUGAGCGCGGCGCCGGUGGUCUUGCUCACGGUGAUUUCGAAGACGUCGUUCGGCGAGUCGCUGAUGAAGAAUAUCGACGACCAACGACCGGCGUUGGUGGCGGAGAAGGCGCGAAGGGAAAACGAACGCGCGCGAGCGCGGGAGAGAAGUUCGCUGUACGGCGCGCGGCGAGUGAAAUUUUUGGGAGACGCGGAGUACGAGUAUCCGGCGCACUUGGACGGCUCGCUGUGCGGCGACGCGGGAUUCGAUCCGCUCGGGCUCGGGAAAGAUGAUUUGCCGCGCAUGCGCGAAUUAGAACUCUUGCACGCGCGUUGGGCGAUGUUGGGAAUCGUUGGUGUGGCGGUGCCAGAGCUUUUAGAGCGCUACGGCGUGGCAGAUUUGGGCGAGCCGGUGUGGUGGAAAGUCGGCGCGGCGAAGAUGAAUAGCGACGUCUCGCUCGAUUACUUUGGCUUGCAAGGUUUUCAUAUCGCCGGCGGAUCGGGGAUAGCCAUCAUCGCGGCGUGCCAGGUUGUGUUGAUGGGCGGUCCAGAGUACGCGCGGUACGUCGGGAUCGACUCGCUCGAGCCGGUGGGCGUUUACCUCCCGGGCGACAAAGAUUAUCCUGGCGGCGCGCCGUUUGAUCCGUUCAAGAUUUCCGACGACGCCGACGAGUUCGAAAAACAAAAGGUCAUGGAGAUUAAGCACGGACGCUUAGCCAUGAUCGCCAUGCUCGGAGUCGCCGCGCAAGCAUUCGUCACGCGCGCGGGGCCGAUCGAAAACUUAGCGAGUGUGUUUAGCGGUUGA
This is a messenger RNA of Ostreococcus lucimarinus CCE9901, 1098 nucleotides long. RefSeq names its product chlorophyll a/b binding, possibly photosystem II light harvesting complex (gene lhcq-like). The transcript has a single exon. Gene Ontology annotation, cellular component: membrane. Bases 1 to 1098 code for a protein of 365 amino acids. Gene Ontology annotation, biological process: response to light stimulus; photosynthesis, light harvesting in photosystem I. NCBI's taxonomy places the organism in Eukaryota, Viridiplantae, Chlorophyta, Mamiellophyceae, Mamiellales, Bathycoccaceae. The record is from RefSeq and is a predicted model, not a curated record.